Molecule: messenger RNA, 12252 nt
Organism: Porites lobata
Lineage: Eukaryota; Metazoa; Cnidaria; Anthozoa; Scleractinia; Poritidae
Source: the annotation of a GenBank genome assembly
AUGCCAUUAUCUUCAUCCGAGUGCAUCACCUGGUUUGCGGUAACCCUGACCGUGUGUGCUGCUAUAGUAACAGUGAACCUUCUAUCAAUCAUUCUUUUUAUAAAAAACCGCAGUCUUCGCACUCGUGCCAUGUACCUAGUUAUAAGCCUGACCAUAGCUGAUAUGUUUGUCGGAGGAUUUUCUCACUUUAAUUUAUUUCGACACCUCUCACGUCUGUCAUGCGACAUUGUGAAAAUGAACUUAAGCCUGGAACUGAAAGUGAUAAUUUACUUUCUCUUCUCCUGCUUUCCUCUGACCUCUCUAACAAACAUUGCAGUCAUUUCAUUAGAUCGGAUGCAUGCAACAGUUCGUCCCUUCAGGCAUCGCCUCAUCAAAAAGUGGGUCUACGGGGUAACAAUUGCUGGUGUCUGGGUUUUAGCUGCAAUGGUAUCAACUGUCAUUUUAAUACUUCAGCUAUAUGGGAAGGAACGGUCGUAUAUAUAUAGUUUUUUCUUAUUGUCAUCAUACUGUUGUUUGUGUCUAUUUGUUAUCUGUGUUUCUUACUCUUCCAUUGUUGUUAAAUUUUUGUGUGGAGCGCAUCCUCAGCACCGUGGAGCAGCCAACAGACAAAGGAAACUAACCGUAACAUUAUUCAUAAUGACUAUCGUAUCCUUAUUGAUGUGGCUACCACAUGCGGUUCUUACUUUUCGUUCUAUUAAAUCUAGUAUCAUGAAAUUCCUUUCUUCCCAGGAAUUAGAACGUUUAUACUUGUAUAUAACCAUUCUAUAUUUUAUGAACUCACUUGUUAAUCCCAUCGUUUACACAAUCAGAAUGCCAGAGUUUAGGAAAGCUCUCCUGCUGUUAUUUAAACGUCAACGAAGACAAAAUGCCCAAGAUAUUCCUCUUCAUGCGCUUUAAUGUACUUUGUUUAACACUUGGAGGCCAACUUAUGAUUUCGUCAUCUUCAUAAAAAACAAAACAAACAGUAGUUGAUUGUAUACUAUUUUUGCGACCUUUAAAGUUCGAUAAAAAGGCCGUAAAUAAAUGUUGUGGUGCAAUUUUUUCCUUGGUUCAAAUGCUUUUUUCCUUUGUUUUUAACUCUGAUUCUCAAUCGUACAUAACUAUACCGCAACACAAAGGAAAACAAAAUCUAAACCAUUGAUGAGUUGAACCACAGUAUUUCGUCAAAUACUUCAACUAAAUAUAGAGCCGGUUAGUAGUCUCGUUUAUCUUUUCGUUACGUUUAGAGACUCUUUAGAAUGCUUCCAAAAAUAUGAAAAGAUAUCCUUUACAUUUCCUUGUUUUAGAGUUAGUCAUUAUGAUUGUGGUCGAAAAACAUGAAAUAUAUCCAUUAUGUACAUUUAAUAAGCGCAGAAGUUGUUUAGUUCUUAAUUUGUUAUUUCACAACGUAAUAUCUACUUUAAUAAUGCGACUUGUUUUGAAGGUAAAAUACCUCUGUUAGUAAAAUCAGCAUUUUAAGACACUUCAAUAAAGUUGCUAUUUAUAUAAACAGGAUUUCUUUACGUUCUUAUCUGUGUCUGGAAUAUCACAGGGAAUGGGCCGGAAAAAUGCUGAAAUGGGAAAAGCAUACUUCAGUGUCCUAAAGAUGGGAAAAGUCAGAAGAUUGUUAAAAGUGUCUCUUUUUUUCACGCCAAUUUUAGGAGAGGAUUAUACUGAAUGUUGUUUUUCCUCGUUGUGUGGUUAAGGACAUUUGUAUACAGCUUGCCAGAUACAUUCAAGACUCUUUCUGCCACUAUUGUUGAACAUUUCCGAGUCUUUUUUUGAGAGAUAAUAGAUAGCCAAAUCUGGGAAGGGAAGUCAAUUGAAAAACUUUGAAAAUCAUAGAUGAAUGAAGAGUCAUCAAAACUAUUUAGCCUUUCUCGAGAAACAGAAAUUUGUAAAGAAGAGUUUUGCUUCUUUAAACAUAUAUUUUACAUCAGAAAACUUUCCCCUGAUAAAUGAGGAUGGAGACCUAUCAAAUAGUCUGGAUUGAAUAUUGUCGUCACUUUAAACUAAAUCCAGUAAAUCCAUCUUGUCAGUUCGUGUGCUUAAACUGCGCCAUCAUUGGUGAAAGGUUCUUAGACGCUCAAACAUUGGAGCGAACGUUUCCUCAGAAGGAAGAAUAGUGAUCCUACCAAGAAAGAUUAAAACAUGAAACCGUUUAAAGUUAUUUCCUUCGUAUGGAUAGUGGGUCUGAAAAAUCAAAACGUUUUGGUCCAAUUUCAUCACACUUUCACACGCUGACAGAACGUCACUUUUACAGACAAGUCGCUUUUAGGACGCCUUUUCCCACGUAAGUUUAAGCUCUGGUCCAUACCGUAUAAUCCCGGUUGUAAUCCCUUCUAUUUGUAAACACCAACUUUAUCCCAGUUGCAGGCCCUCCACUAAGCCCCCAUCACCCCUGCUAUGGGCCAAUCUGUGUAUACCCUUAUUGCGUUCGUCAGAACGCAUCCUAAUUUGGUGUUCCUGUGGCACAAAGGCAGAAUUUUGGGGGGUUGGGGGGAAAGAGGCGUCUUUUCCAAUUUAAAGGUGCAGUCAAUCUAAUCAAUCUAAAUAUAUAAGACAAGCCUGUGAAAACCUUGUGACACAAGGGCGCAAAUGAUAUCACAGAGAGGUUUUUAAAAUCAUCAAAAUUCCGACCUGAAGUUGAUGGCCCUUGUUAAUUCAAAUCUAAUUACCUGUAGUAACAGUUGUUACCGCUGCCUUUCAUAUAAAAAACGUGGCCAGGAAUCAUUGGUUUCCCUAAUACUUAUCCACUGGAUAGAGAUUUAUCACGUGGAUAACGCUAUCCAUCUUUUGAAAAACCGGGUCUGAAUUCCGAAUUUCAAACCCCAGAACUGAUUCCAGAUCAGUCUACAAGAAAAGAAUUCCCAGGUUCCGGAAUCUGGAUUACCGUACACUUAGGAUAUCCAUUACUGACAGUAUUCUGCAGUGUGGCAAUAGAGAUCAAGGCCGGAAACAGGACAUGAUACCUUGGCUGCCUCGAAACCUUUUAGUUUGGAAUUGUUAUCCGCGGAAACGCAUACAUUGCACCUGCCACCUCGUUACACUUAACAUUUUCCAUUGAGUUAAAAACCUUCCUUGUCAUCUUUGCUUUCUUCUUGUAGGAAUCUUUGAUGGAUGUUACUUCCUGUACAACGAGUUGAGCAAAAAAAAAAUAAUAAUGCAUUACGCAUAGAUAUGAAAAGAUUGGAGAUUCCCUUUUAUAAUUUCCCUAGUACGUCGCACUUGAAGAUCAUUUUCUAUGCAUUUAAGAAGACUGCCAAAUAUUUCGGGAAUAAAUCGGAAUUUUUUUGUUUUGGAGGCAAGGUCACAAAUGUUUGGGUGACAAUACAAUACAAUACAAUACAAUUCAAUAAAAUGCAAAGCAAAGCAAUGCAAUGCAAUACAAUACAAUGCUAUAACUUUUAUUUAACGCGGUCAAAUCUGCUUAGCUAUAUAGCUACUUUACAGACAUGAAGGAAGAAGGUUUAAAUUGUUACAAUUCAGAGAUAAAGCCUGAAUAAUGUUAUAACCGUAGCGGCUUAUGAGACAUGCUGAAAAAUAAGAGCACAAAACAGGAAAGGUCUAAUUAUUCCAAUGGAAUUCAUGCAUAUAGUGUAAUCAAAAAACUAAAAGAAAUUAAUACAUUUUGGCGCGCAAAUAAUAGCGGUGCCCUGGGAAGAGGAACUCAUUCACUCGCCGCCAGUCCCUACGCAGGCCAAAGGAUCUGUAGUUAAAUUGUGUUUUCUUUUGUACUAUAUUACACUUCGAAUUCUGUUUUACUUGGCAUAAUUUUAUCAAAAAAGUUCAGGAAAAAAUUCAGGAACUAUCUAUAUGAAAUAAGCUAUAAAUUGAAACUGUAAGGACACGUAGAGAAACUACAGCUUGUGUCCUGCUUUGCUUGAAUGAUGCACGGACGCGAAAUAAUCGUUGUGUGUGUCCAUCAAAUAGGGUCGAUUGGUUGUGGGCUGAUUAAAACAAGGAAGUUCAAGUUAACAAAAAGCAUAAUUCAGCAGCAAAUUGUUAGUUAUUUAGUGGGGGUAGAUACAUUUAGGGGUGAAAAAUGAUGGCCAAGACAAUUAUUCAUGGUAAUUACUGAAGCUUUAAUAGUGAAAUAUUAUUUCCCAAAACAGAUGUGCGGAUAGUUUAUAAGAACGUAUAAAUCGAGGAAAGAUUAUUUUUCGCUGGAGUUACCUCCAACGCAGACGUCUUUUACAAGCCGAACUGAUAUUUUCCAAACAAAAACUAUUAAUAUACUUUUUCGCUUCAUCAGUGGGGACAUCCAGCAAAGCAUUGCGAAAGGUUAGUUAUUUAUACAAAACGAAAGGGCUGAACACAACUAGCCUGUACACAGACGUUGUUUUAUUUUUCUUUUCGUUCUUUUCGAAAACAUUGGAGAGCGAGAACGAGCGCGGAGCGCGAGAAAGAAAAAUAAAGAAUUUUCUCCUUUCCCACCCCUAACCCCUUCCGCUGGCGGUCAGUAAAUCCCCCGCCGUUUUUGUUUUUUAUCACGCGCGCUCGACGGACUUUGAAUAGAAAACAGAGGAUCUGUGAACAGGCUAGAACAAAACGAAACAUAUUAAAGGUUUUUAUUGCGGUAUCAUGCAGGCAGGGAGCAUAAGUUUGAUGUUAAACAUACCAGUUAUAGAGCGACAGAUAUACUAAAGCGAAUAUAAGUCCUACUUAGACCGCGGUCUAGAACAUUUAGUGGACCUUCAGAUCUUCUCAAGUGUAGUAGGGACACCCAACGACUGUCUUCUGUUAGAAUAUUAAGCACAAUCAUUUUUUUUUCUGGAAAUUUCUAUAGAUAGCUCGGGAAACUGGGUUAAAUUAACUGUUCUACAAUUUUCUGAAAUCGGGAGGUUUAGUCAUCACUUCUUAAAAAAGGCCGGACUUCUAAAAUUUUUGCCUUUGGAAACAGUAACGGAAAGGGGUAUCGCAAAAUGGUUAGUUUCCAGUAAAAAAUUAAAAUUUAAAGCAUCAAAGAUUUUGGGACGCCCUAGGAUGACGCGAACAGAUUAAAAGUUUACAGAGCUUUCUAGAACGCAUUUGCAAAGCUUUGAAAACAAUCUAAAAAGAUAUCCUAAAAUGGUUUUUGAAGAAUAUUGUAGAAAGCCGGCGAUGGGUAUAACAGAUAUCUGAUCUUUAAGAACUGAAUAAACCUAAGUUCUAUACUUUUUCCCUUCCUCCCUAUCCCCUACCCCGUACCCCUUUCGACGCCUGCUACGCAGGCUAACGUUUUAGCUAUAGGACAGUCGGAAGUGGCCACGAGAUCUUUCACAUGAUUCGGAUGUAGGUUGUUUCAAGUAGCGUGUGUUUCUCUCCUCCUCACUAUAUAUGCCGACAUUGAUAUAUUCUAGUGCAACGAAAAAUAUUUAAAUACAAGGAUUGUGCCGAGCCAUGCAACGUGGGCCGUCUUCAUAUUUUCGUGAAAAAUUUCAGCUCCGUUAACCGAGUGAAAUUGUUCAGGCACGUUUGAACGAAAGCAGACUCGGAAAAAUGACUACGAUUUUUUUGCUAUUAAGCUUUGAAAGUUCUUUUGACAGUAACUUCAUUUAAGAUCGCAUGCAUGCAACAAUUCGUCCCUUCAGGCAUCUCCUCAUCAAAAAGUGGGCCUACAGGGUAACAAUCACUGGUGUCUGGGUUUUAACUGUAGUGUUAUCAACCGCCACUUUUAUAAUCAGACAACGAUAUGGAGAAUGGUUAUACAGUUAUGACGUAUGGCAGUCAUUCACUUGUUGAGUCAAUCGGUUAUCUAGUUUGUUUCUUACUCCUCCAUUGUUCUAAAAUUUCUGUGUGGAGCGGUGAAAUAAUUAUUGUAUGUGUCGAUCAAAAAGUAUAGGGCCGAUUUGUUUUUUGGGCUGAUUGACGAACAAAGUCCUAAUUAAAAAAAUAUGGGGGUAGACAUACUAAGCGGAAGAUGAUAAGCAAAGGAAAUUAUUCAAGGUUAGCUCACUCUUUAGUGCAAAAUUUCCAUAUUUAAAACAGUCAUGUGCAGAUAAUUUAAGACCGGAAGAUUAUUCUUCGCCGGAGUAACACUGUCCAACGCAGAUGCCUUUUACAAGCCUAACUGAUGAUUAAUUUUUCAAAUAUAGAUGCAUAUUUUUCCCAUCGCUUUAUCAGAGUAGACAUCCAGCAAAGCAUUUUGUGAAAGGUUAGUUAUUUAAAAGAAGAAAAACAAAUAGUUUUAACUUUGGUAUCAUACAAUUGAGUAUUUCUUUAAGAACAGGAUAUUUGUAUGACCUAAGUCCUGCUUAGACCACUAGUGCAAACAUUCAGAGGACCUUCAGAUCUUUUCAUGUGGUAGAGGCACACAAAGACUUUUUUCUGUAGAAUAUCUGUUCAACGAAACUCAAUAUUGUCUGUAGAUUCCUAUAGCUCGAGAUAGGUUUAAAAUUCUUAGAUGAAUGUUCCAUUGUUUGUCUCAGUUUCUGGAAUUCAGUCUGUUAAUGUUUCUACGAUUAACUGAAUUUCGGUUUUUACCUUUCUUUUCCCAGGUUUAGUCAUCAUUCGUAAACUUGAAGGACUACCGGAAUUUUUGGCUUUCUGAAACAAUAACGGAAAGAGGUAUUCGGAAAAAGAUAAGCUUAGAACGCGCGCAUUUUCAGAGCUAUAAGAGCACUCUUACUAACUGAAGUAUUUGGAAAGAACUUUUAUAUAUCUAAAGCUCGUUAAAACGAGCACAUUUUGCAAGUCCCUUAGCCCACUGUUAUAUCUAGCUUCCACUGUAUAUUGCCUUAUAAGCUGCUGUCGAGCUCACUAUAGACGUCAGACCUAAUUUCCUUCGUUAAGUCGUAAGGUUUUAUUAAUUUGGCGGAAGAACUUGUUGCGACCCGUAUUGGAGUUACAAGACAAAAAACAUUGAAGAUUGAGUUUUAAAAUAAAUGGUGGCCAAUUCAUUUGACACGAGCUACGUCACAUAAAAAAUAUAUGUAUAGAGCUAACAUGACAAGACGUUCGGUUGACUUUGAAAUUGGUAGAAGAUAACUGACAAUGCAAUCGACUUUUUCCAUUCACGCUAUAGAUAAUUGAUUGUCUUAAAAGGGUUAGCUGAAAUGGUCAGUCAUUCUUAUAUUCAGGUGAACAAGCGCCGGCGUCAGUUAGUUAAUUAUUCACCUGAAAACUAUAUAUCAAACAUUUAUAUUAUCGCCCUCAGUUUUUAGUCAACUGAUUGUAAUGUCCCCUCACACGCCUUUGAUAUUUUCUUCCACAGGACAAAGCAACUAACCAACCAACCGAAAAACUUUUAGUUAAGGUGAGCAUUUUUGCAUACUUUUAUCAGACAAUUACAGAUCAAAUAAUGUUUUAACGGAACUUUAAUCAUAUACAAGUUAAAAAAAUACAAUUUAAAGAAACGGUUCGUGUUUGUUUAGUGCUCGAAUGAUAGACCGCGCGGCGAUAUAAUCAUUGCGAGUGCCGAUCAAGUAGGGUCCAUUUAAUGUGGGCUGAUUGAAAGAGAAAGUUGAAUUUAACAACUGAAAGUUUAAUUCAGAACCUUUUUUUAAGGCGGUACGUAUAUUAAGCGGUAAAAAGAAGGCAAUUAUUUAAGUAUUUUAUCUUAAGUGCGAUAUUUCCAAAAACAGGUGUUCAGAUAAUUUAAGACCUUAUUAAUCGAGCCGGACGUUAUUCUUCGCCGUAGUAACAUCCAACGCAGAAGCCUUUUAAAAGCCUAAUUGAUAUUUUGCAAACUCGUUUUCCGCUUCGUCAGUGGAGGCAUCUAGCAAAGAAUUUUGUGAAAGUUUGGUUACACAUAAGAAGAAAAGGAAAUGCAAGUCUAUCAUAGAGUUGAGCAUUUAUAUAAGAACCGCAUAUUUUUAAACCUAAGUCCUCACUGUUUAGGUCAUUCAUAGGACUUUUGGAGCUUUUCAAACAUGUGGUAGGGACCGGUGCAACGGUUGAAUUUUUUCUGUAGAAAAGCUAUUCGAAGAGGCAAAGAAUUGUCUGGAAAUUUCUAUAGCUCGAGAAAGAAAAUUCUAGAUAAAAAAUUUUCAUUCGCCUCAGUUUUUUGAAGCUUUAAGUUCAUUAAAUUUUCUAUGAUUUUCUGAUGUUGGAGUUUUGACCUUUAACUUCCCAGGUUUAGUCAUCAUUCGCAAAAAAGGACAACUAAAAUUUCCCCUUUGGAAGAAACUGUAACGGAAAGGGGUAUCGGAAAAUGUUGAGUUUUCAGUAAACUAUACAAAAGUAUCAAAGAUUUUUAGAACAGUAAUAAAAAGGAGGUAUUAAAUUCGCAUAGACUCAGGGGCGGAUCCAGGAUUUUUUUUAGGAGGGGGUGCACUCGUCUCUUGCUCUACGUCAACACCAAUAAACCAAAUAGUUUUUUUUUGCAGAAUACCAGUUGUAUUAUUGUAUUAUUAAUUUUAUAGUGCCUCUUAGAAAGCAUUUGCAAAGCUUUAAAAAAAUCUAAAAAGAUAUCCUAAAAUCAUUAUAAUAGGAUUUUUGAGAAGGCUGGCUUUGUGUAUGGUGGGUUGUUUCAAGCAGCGCCAUGUUUCUCUCGCUCCUCACUAUAUAUGCCUACACAUAAAUGCUCGCAAUGUUUAAAUAAAGGGAUUAGCCGAGCUGAAAGUUACUUAGGCUCUCUUCAUUUUUUCAUAUGAGAAAUUUCAGUUCCGUUAACCGAGUGAGAUUGCGCAACUUUUGCAUUUGGGAAAAGAAAGCCUUUUGGACUGAGUUGUGUCUAUAACUGCGAUGAUCUUCUUUCAUGCAUAUAAUUGUUUCAGUGUAUAGUUCGCAUCAACGUAGAAAAACUAUGAUAUUUUCUUAUCAGUAGCUCUCAAAGUUCCUUGACAAUUCCCUUUUCAAAAUCAAGAGUUCCCUUUUUAUGAUAACCUUCAUAGCCUACAAAACAGGAAAACACCAUUAAACUUCCUUUGUUUCAGCAGAGACGCAUGCAGAAUAAAAACUAAUUUUAACCGUUUGUCGCAACAACCGAUACUGUCGAUCAGCGUCCUAAUGUAUCUCUAUUAGCGAUCUUUGCGGAACUAACAUCAACCCUCUUUGUCCACGUUCUCAACUGAAAUUUUUUUUUCAAGUUCUUCUGAAAGGUAUAGACAAGCAACAGAGAGAAACAGGGAAUUAAAAGUGUGAAGCGAAAAAAUAGCAAGCCAUGAUAUCAUCCCAGUGCAUCACCUGGUUCGCUGUAGUCCUUACCAUGUCUGUUGCUAUAAGUAACAUUGAACCUUACCUAUCAAUCGUUCUUUUUAUCAAAAAAACGCAGUCUUCCCACUCGUGCCAAAUUGUACCUAGUCAUAAAGCUGACCUUAGUUGAUAUGUUUGUCGGAGGAUUUUCUCACUCUUCUACGUAUACCCUACUAAAUGCGACAUUGUGAAAUUUCCGCACUUUACCCUGGAACUGACAUUAACAACUGGCUCUCUCUUCGUCUGGUUUCCUCUGACCUCUCUUACAAACAUUGUAAUGAUUUCAUUGGAACAGAUGCAUGCAACAAUUCGUCCCUAUACAGCUCUUUUGCAUCGCCUCAUUAAAAAGUGUGAGUCUACGGGGUAACAAUUGCUGCUUUUGUCUGGGUUUUACCUGCAAUGUUUAUUACACUAAUCCUUAAGAAUCGAAUGUUUAACCAAAUUCCUAUAUUUAGCACAUCUUGUGGACCUUCAGUCUUUUCAUGUGGUAGCUUGAGGCACCCAACGACUGGUUUCUGUGAAAUAGCUGUUCGAAGAAGCACAUAUUAUCUAGAGAUUUCUAUAGCUCGAAAAAGUUAAAAAUUCAUGGAUGAAUGUAUCAUUCAUCUCAGUUUUUCGAAGUUUUCAGUCUAUUAACUUCUCUGAUUGAAGUUGGGAAUGGCUUUUCACUUUUCACUUGUCUUCCCAUAUUUGGACAUCAUUCUCAAAAAUGGACUACUUAUAAUAAAUUUUGGGCUUUAAAAUCAGUAACGGAAAGAUGUAUAUCGGAAAAUGUUGAGUUUUCUGUAUAUUAAAUAGCAUCAAAGAUUUUCGAAGAAGAACUAGCGUGUUAAUAAAUUCGCAUCGGCUGAAGAAGCCCAGGGAUGACCAAACAGAUACAAAUUUUAUAGAGUUUCAUAGAACGCAUUUUCAGAGCUGCUUUUUAAAACAACAAUCUUAAAGAUAUCGUCAAAUGGUUUGAGUAAAUUUUGGAGAGAGGCGGCGUCGGAUAUGGUGGGCGGGUUGUAGAGCGAUGUUUCUCUCCUCCUCACUAUAAUAUAUACUUACCUAAAAAUACUUGCAAUGGAAAAUGUUAAAAUACAAGGUUUGUCUGAGCUAAGCUGCGACUUAAGGCCCUCUUCAGUCAUAUUUUCAUGAGAAAUUUCAGCUCCUUUAACCGAGUGAAAUUGUUAACGAAGAGUAUGCAUGAAACAUCUAAUUUUUUCCGGUCUCAAUAUGGACAUUCGAUUGUUUUAGAAGGUUUAAUUGAAGUGAUAUGAGGGAUAGUCACAGUUUCAUUUUGGUGAUCAAUUACUCCCUACAUACCAAACAGACCUUCAAUAUUUUUAAAGAGCGAAAUAAAAAUGUUAAAAAAGUAUUAAUGUAAUAGAUUCAAAUACAAUUUUAGCCACAGUUAGAUUAUUGUUAGUUAACUAGUUAGUUAGUAGUACCCUUUGCAUUUUACCGCGAACAUUUUUUGCUCCUGAUGUAAUAACAUAUGUUUAGCUGCAUAUAUCUAGCCGGAUUUUUGAAAACGUUAUCGUCAAAUGGACCUUUCCGUCCAACAAUUUUUUUCGGCCAAAAACUAUAUCCAAAGUAGCUCAUUAUAAAAACUAAGAGUGCAACCAUUGCUUUUUUUCUUCUCUUCCUUUCCUGAUCUCCUCCGUCGCUCUUUCUUAUUCUCCUUUCCUUUUCCUUCGUUACUGUGAUUUUGGAGCCGUUCUCGGGCUUAAGAAACCUGCCUUUUGACGCCUUUUCAGUCAAAUGACUGCAAAUUUCGUUAGGUUGGUUUUCCAAAAAUCAGUUAGAUAUGCUAAAAAAUUUAUUUUAUCAGCAGAUGUAGAGCCAUUUUCUUUGGAAAUGUUGAAAUAAACCACCGCCAUUAUAAUAAUAAUUAUUAUUAUUAUUAUACUCAGGUGAACGAGUGCGGACGUUAAUUAGUUUUAAAAAAUAUCCCUUAGCUUUUAGUCAACCAAUUUAUCCUAAUCUCCCCUCAAACGUCACUGCUUUUUUCCACAGGUGAAAACAAGGGUUUUCACUUCAUCUUUUGUGAAGGCAAUAAAAAAACUGUAAGUCAAAGGUGAGCUUCCUAAUUUGUCGAAUUAUUAUUCAUGUAUCUUCAUUACUGAUCUUUGAAAAACAGACGUCAACCUUGGUUGUUCACCUCCUACUUUUCUUUUCUAAUUAACCAAACUUUAUUCAAUUCAAAUUCUUUCUAAAGGUAGACGAACAACAGAAGAGAACGGGCAGAAGUGUCAAACGAGAAGAAGUAAAAGAAAACAAGUCAUGUUAUUUUCUUCAUCCGAGUGCAUCACCUGGUUUGCUGUAAACCUUACCGUGUGUGUUGCUAUAGUAACAGUGAACCUUCUAUCAAUCAUUGUUUUUAUAAAAAAACGCAGUCUUCGAACUCGUGCCAUGUACCUAGUUAUAAACCUGACAGUAGCUGAUAUGUUUGUCGGAGGAUUUUCAAACUUUUCUUUAUUUCGAUUCCUCUCACUAUACUCAUGCGACAUUGUGAAAAUGAACUUAAGCCAGGAACUGAUUGUGAUAAUUGACUUUCUCUUCGUCUGGUUUCCUCUGACCUCUCUAACAACCAUUGCAGCGGUUUCAUUGGAUCGGAUGCAUGCAACAAUUCGUCCCUUCAGGCAUCGCCUCAUCAAAAAGUGGGUCUACGGGGUAACAAUUACUGGUGUCUGGGUUUUAGCUGCAAUGGUAUCAACUGCCUGUAUAAUACUUCGACACUAUGGGGAAGAAUGGUCACAUCAUCUUUACUUAUUGGAAUCAUUCCAUUGUUUGUGUCUAUUUGUUAUCUGUGUUUCUUACUCUUCUAUUGUUGUUAAAUUUUUGUGUGGAGCGCAUCCCCAGCACCAUGGUGCAGCCAACAGACAAAGGAAACUGACCGUAACAUUAUUCAUAAUGACUAUCCUAUCCUUACUGCUGUGGCUACCAUAUGCGGUUUUUGUUUUUGUUUCUUAGCAAUCUAGUAUUAAGAAAUUCCCUUCUGUCCAGGAAUUAGUACGUUUUGAUUUUUCUUUAAGCAUUCUGUAUUUUAUGAACUCGCUUGUUAAUCCCAUCGUUUACACAAUCAGAAUGCCAGAGUUCAGGAAAGCUCUCCUGCUGUUAUUUAAACGUCAACGAAGACAAAAUGCCCGAGAUAUUCCUCUUCGUGCGCUUUAA